AUGUCCAACGUUCGGUUGGGUCGAAAUUGGGCAAAAAACCCUAUCAAACAGAAAAGACCUGUCAUUUGGGGUAAUGCUAAAGAAAUCUUGGAUACGGUAAUAAGUAAACGCAAUCUUAUUGGGAAUUACCUUAUCAAAAUAAUGGCUGAUGGUGGUCAAGGCUUAUUCAAAGUAUGUAUGACCAUCAUUCCAGAGGAUUAUUUGUCCGAAUCUAUCGCAGAUUCAAAUGAAGAUCAUUCGUCGGCGAAAAAACACAAAAUAGACAAAGUAACAAGUGUCCAUAAACUAAUUAUGUUGGCAACAGUACCUGCGAUCAGGGAGAGUUAUGAGAAUGUGAAGAUAUUAUUUGAUUUGAUGAAAAUAAACGACAUUCCGUUCAAAUUUGUGUCUGAUCUGAAACUCUUGAUAAUUGUCAACGGCCAACAAACAGCUACCUCCUCGUUCCCUUGCCCUUAUUGCUUCGUGAAGCUGCAAUAUUUAAGGAAUCGCACAAACAUUAAUAGAGUUGAUCCCCCCACAAAUGACGAGAACAACGGAGAUUUUCCCGAUAAAGAACUUCUGGCGAAUAAAACUUAUGGUGAUCUGCGCAAAGAUUAUCAAGAAUUCGUAUCUUUGGGUUGCGAUAAAAAAGUUGCAAAUAAGUCCAGGAGUACCAUAAAUACACCUCUAUUCGUCGAAGAUGGUAAUGUUCCAGUACUGCAGAAGUGCAUUAUCCCCGAAUUGCACAUUCUCCAAGGGUUUGUGAAUCAUUUGUUUUGGAUAGUUCUCGUACCUCUUCUCAGCAAGGAAAAAGCUCUGCUCUGGCCCCAGAAAUUAAAAUUGGUAUCAAAAAACUAUCAUGGAGAGGCUUUCGAAGGGAAUGCCUGCAAAACUUUACUUAAGCGAGCAGAUGUGCUAUUGGAACCAGAAAUCAGUGAACACUUGGGCGGAUCUCUAACUCUUCAACCAUUCAUUGCGGCUUUUAGAGCUAUGGAUAAAAUUGUGCACUCAUGCUUUGCGGUCAGGAGGGUUCAAUCUGAAUUGAGUUAUAAUAUUAAAGAUUUGAAGACAGCUCUUCUCGCAAUAGACGUAACUGAAACUCUUAAAAUUCACAUUACUCUAUGCCACAUUGACGAAAGUCUCGAAUUCUUGAACGAUGAUAAAGGUUUUGGUUUAUGGUCCGAGCAGGUUGGCGAAUCGUUACAUAGAGAAUUCCUAAAGUUUUGGAAUAGACGUAAAAUGAAUAAUCUAGCUAGAUGA
Molecule: messenger RNA, 1239 nt
Organism: Psylliodes chrysocephalus
Lineage: Eukaryota; Metazoa; Arthropoda; Insecta; Coleoptera; Chrysomelidae
Source: the annotation of a GenBank genome assembly